GCUGAGUGCAUGAACUUCGUGAAGAUUCUGCACCCCUACAAUCGGACCCACUUGUAUGCCUGUGGCACUGGUGCCUUCCACCCUGUCUGUGCCUUCGUGGAGGCUGGCCAGCAUGCAGAAGAGCCUGUCUUCAAGCUGGACCCUCGCCACACUGAGGAUGGCAAGGGGAAGAGCCCGUACGACCCCCGGCACACAGCCGCCUCCGUCCUCUUGGGUGGGGAGCUCUACUCUGGGGUGGCCACAGAUCUGAUGGGCCGUGACUUUACCAUCUUCCGCAGCCUGGGCCGGCGUCCCUCCAUCCGCACAGAGCAGCAUGAUUCCCGCUGGCUCAACGAGCCCAAGUUUGUGGCCGUUUUUUGGGUGCCAGAGAGUGAGGACCCCGACGACGACAAGAUCUACUUCUUCUUCCGCGAGACAGCAGUGGAGCGGCAGCAGGGACUGGGCAAGACCAGCUUCGCCCGCAUUGGCCAGAUCUGCCGGAAUGAUGUGGGCGGGCAGCGCAGCCUGGUGAACAAGUGGACAACCUUCCUGAAGGCUCGGCUUGUCUGUGCGGUGCCAGGACCCGAUGGAGCGGACACCCACUUUGAUGAGCUCCGGGACGUUUUCCUACUGCAGACAAGGGACAAGCGCAACCCUCUGGUCUACGCCAUCUUCUCUACCUCCAGCUCUGUUUUCCAGGGUUCAGCCGUCUGUGUCUACACCAUGGCCGAUAUCCGCCGGGCUUUCCUGGGCCCCUUUGCACACAAGGAAGGUCCCAACUACCAGUGGGUGCCAUACCAGGGGCGUGUGCCGUACCCCCGCCCAGGCAUGUGUCCCAGCAAAACCUUCGGUACCUUUGGCUCCACCAAGGACUUCCCAGAUGAGGUGAUCCAGUUUGCUCGACACCACCCGUUGAUGUACAACCCUGUGCUGCCACACAGCCAGCGCCCCCUCUUCCUGCAAACUGCGGUGCCCUACACCUUCACCCGCGUCGCUGUGGACCGUGUCACUGCUGCCGAUGGCCACUAUGAUGUCCUCUUCAUUGGCACAGACGUGGGCACGGUGUUGAAGGUGGUCUCAGUGCCCAACGAGAGUUGGCACCGCAUGGAGCCAUUGCUGCUGGAGGAGCUGCAGGUCUUCCAGGAUGCCUCUGCCAUCAUCAGCCUGCAGAUCUCCUCCAAGCGGCACCAGCUUUACGCUGGCUCAGCCACGGCAUUGGCCCAGCUGCCCCUGCACCGCUGCAGUGCCUAUGGCAAAGCCUGUGCCGAGUGCUGCUUGGCCCGAGACCCGUAUUGUGCCUGGGAUGGCACCACCUGCACCCGCUAUGUGCCCAACACCAAGAGGCGUUUCCGCCGGCAGGACAUCCGCAAGGGUGACCCCAACAUGCUCUGCUCUGAAGAUCCCCGUCGGGGCAGUGUGCCCCAGAAGCAGCUCUAUGGAGUGGAGGGAAGCACUGUCUUCCUGGAGUGCAUCCCCAAAUCCCUGCAAGCCCACGUCCUCUGGACAUACCAGCGCACACCAGAUGACCCCCAGAGAGAGGUGCAGAUGGACGAGCGGGUGGUGCGGACGGAGCAGCGUCAGCGCGCUGACGCUGGCCUCUACCUCUGCCACGCCACCGAGCACAGCUUCACCCAGCCCCUGCUGCGGCUCUCCCUGGAGGUGAUCAGUGCCUGGCAAGCUGCAG
Messenger RNA from Acanthisitta chloris (rifleman), 1663 nucleotides. RefSeq names its product semaphorin-3B-like. The record is from RefSeq and is a predicted model, not a curated record. Gene Ontology annotation, molecular function: semaphorin receptor binding; chemorepellent activity. Gene Ontology annotation, biological process: negative regulation of axon extension involved in axon guidance; negative chemotaxis; positive regulation of cell migration. Lineage: Eukaryota; Metazoa; Chordata; Aves; Passeriformes; Acanthisittidae.